Molecule: messenger RNA, 2965 nt
Organism: Melopsittacus undulatus (budgerigar)
Lineage: Eukaryota; Metazoa; Chordata; Aves; Psittaciformes; Psittaculidae
Gene: SKA3
Product: spindle and kinetochore associated complex subunit 3
Exons: 9
Coding region: 86-1426 (446 amino acids)
Biological process (GO): chromosome segregation; mitotic cell cycle
Cellular component (GO): kinetochore; spindle microtubule; outer kinetochore
Source: RefSeq, a predicted model, not a curated record
UCAGGUUUUAGGUAGUCGCUCGCGGUCGCUUUCGCGGUUUGAGGCUGUGGCACUGUCUCUUUAGCGCUCCCCUUCUCCGCAGACGAUGGACUCGUCGAGGAGCUUCUUCGAUAAGCUGCGUACCGUGGCCGUCAGGCUCGAGAAGGAUGUGAAACAGUUGGAGCAGGCUCUACGUGGAGAGAACACGGAAUGUGAAGAUGUACCUCCAAUGAAAGUCUUCAGUGAUCUCCGUUGUGAAGUGAGUUCUCUGAAGGAAGCUUUUAAUGCCAGUCUUCAUAAGAGUUCCUCUAGAAAACAAGCAAUUAAUAAGUUUAUGAAGGCAAGUGAAAUAUUGGUGAAAAGAAAUGAGGCAGAUCUUGAAGAAAUAAGAAAGCUGUUCCAGAAGAAUGGCUAUGAAACACAUGUCAAAGAUUCUACAGCAGAAGCAGAGGAGGAGGAAGGUUUGUCAGCAUCUGUCCAGAAAAAAUCUGAAGACAAAACAGAUGAUGCACCUGAUCUGCCAGCUGGUACUGAGAAGUCACUGGUACCUGCAGACCCGCUGCGUAACCCCCGGCUUUCUGAUUUUGGUCUUUCACAGUACAGUUUCUACAGGCCUUGGAGUGCAGUGGAAGGACAACACACAACAAAUGUACAUCAAGCAAAUUUAAGCAACAGGACUCCACUAAAAGCACUUACCCCCUGUACUUUGCCCAAAACACCAAAAUGUAAGCUGAGGAUGGAUGAUUAUGAAUGUAUAACACCAAAACUGGAACAUUUUGGCAUUAAUGAACAUACCAUGUGUAUGAAUGAAGAUUAUACAAUGUCACUUAUGCAUAAAACUGCUCAGACAAGCAAGAAGCUGGUUAAAGAUGAGCAUGAACUGACUGUACGAGACAUGAUACCCAGAAAAAUCAUGGUCACUCCUGGGUCAAAAUCAAAAGUGACACCUAAGAAAGCAGCUAUCUGGAUGCCUUCUCCUAUGAUGCCUGUGUUCUGUACUCCUGAUGUGAAAAUCCCUUCCAGAUCAAACAGUACAGUAUUAUCAAGGUUACCAGAGACAAAUGAACAGCCUCUUCCCAGUCAUACAGAAACACCACAGUGCCCAGAUUUUGAAACAAGAUGGAUAAAAGCGGAAGCUAAGUUCUUAAAUGGCAAUUCUGAGGUGAAGCAGGGGGGGAAGACUGAGUCAGUGACAAAGAAUGAUGCAACAGAUAAACAACACAAAGAAGACAACAUUUCUUUUGCUGAGAGCUCUGAGUAUCUUAAACAUUUCAGAGACCCUUCUCCUCCCAAAAUAAAACACUAUGACCAGUUACUCAAUACUCCUCCACCUCCAGAAAUAACAAAGAUACCAGAUGAUGUUCUACAGAUCCUGUGCAAGUAUAGUGGUAGAGUAGACUCUAACACCAAAGAAAUGGAGACAGAGACAGGAAAUGCUACAAAAUGAUGUCACAGAUUAUUGCAACAAAGAGAAAAGAGGAUAUCCUGGACUUUUCAAGCCAAACAUCUGAAAUCAAGCUGAAGACCAUGCAGAGACUAUUUCAUAUUGAUGAAUCUUAUCACAGGAUUGUAACAAGCUCAAAAAGCAGAAGAAAAUACUGAUGGGAGGAAAGAGCCAUAUAAAGGAAAAACUUUUUUUAAUAGAGAAAAUAUUUAUGCAUGGUAUGGAUACACUUCUUUGAGCUAAUAACUUGUGCUUCAUUUUUUAUUGAAACUAUUGGCAAAAUUUAUUGAGGGCUUUUACAUAUAUGUACUUCAAUAUGUUCCAAGGAGGACUAGGGUCACAUUUGAGGUAGUGCUUCAGUUCUUCUCACCUCAUUCUCAUGUUUGUUGUAUAUAUUUGUUUGCUGUGGGGUAUAGAGAAGUGUAGUCAGGUUGCAGUAAACAGAAAGUCCAGUAUAUUGUCUCAGAAAGCAGAUAUCUCUGGUUGCUCCGGUAAAAUCUUCAGGGCCGAGUCUGAAGCGUGUGGUACUUCAGCAGUAUUUGGUAUCUUCCACAGAAAUGGGUCUUUUCUUAUUGAAAAAUUAAGUCCUGCUAGUAGUCACUUCUGCAAUACUAAGACAUAUUCCUGCAUCACUUACUGUUACUUGACAGGCAUUAUCUUAUGCUGCUAUGUCUUUCUUAAUAUAGUUUUCUUACAUCGAUAUUGUAUUAGGUGCUACACAUGUUUUCCUUUUGACAGUAUAACCUUUGUAGCCCUAAAAAGGUUGUGACUUCAUAUUUGAUCAAGGUGACUCUUGUUCAAAUAUGAAUUAUUUGAAAAUGUCUUGCACAAUUUGUACUGGUUACAUAUAUCUUCAAUUGCUGCAAUUAUUUGCUGGCAGGCAUGUAAGUGAUCUUCUGCUGCCAUAUGCAUUCUGUAAGUGCUGGUGUUGCUUACAUCUGUCCCUGUAAUAGCUGACCAAGUUUAAGUUCUCAGAGCUGGUUGGCACUUUUCUGGUAUCUGGUAGUCAAUACUUGAAUCUUUAGUAGAAAAAAAAUCUUUACUUUUGUCCACAAGAAAUCCCAUGUAUGUAUCCUUCUGUGGAGCUGAUUUGCCGUUUCCAGUGUCAGCUAUUCCUCCGAGUGACUCCAGGACUGCUCUUAUCAGCUGUAUGUAAUCUUCCUGUUGAUGGUUAAAAUGCUGCCAUUUGCAUGAUGGCAGGCAUGCAACACAUAAGAGAGAUGGGGAGAAGAGUAUGCUUUUCUGAACUUUCUGGAUACAGCUCCACAUUUUUAAGUCCUAGGGAUAUGCAGAUAUCUAGAGACGCCCAAAACUAUUUUCCCAGUUGGUUAGAGUUAUCCUGGUUAAAAUCUAGCAAAUAAAGGUGCCUUUUGCUGCUAUAUAAAAUCAACUGGAGAAGAUGAUUUUUUACUAGGUCUGGCCUGAGCAUACUGUCAUUUUUCUGUGCUAACUUCUGUUUUUAAAAUUUAUAUUAUGUGUCAGUCUUUGAGCUUGAUCAACAUUUUUGAAUACUAAAUAAAUUUGAUGGCUGCUAUAAAAACA